GACUAUCGUUAUGCCAAAUUUUUACAAGCGUAUUUAUUUAAAUUAGUGAUGUUUUUAAGAUGAAUGUUAUUAUUUAAUAAUGUUUUACUUUUAUUUUAAAUAGUUGCUUUUACUUGGAACCGUCUGUUGUAAAUGGCGGGCGACGGCCAGGAAGGCGUGCAGGAGCUGAAGGCGAGGCUGCAGCAGCGGUGGAGGCAUCUGGGGCAGCUGCGCAGGCAGACGCACGCGGCGCAGCGCCGGCCGCACGGCGAUUCCCUGGAGCCCGCGGCGGGGCGCCUGUCGCCCUCGGACAACACAGCCCUGCGCGCCCGGCUGCGCUUCCACCAGUUCAGAGGGGUGUACGUGCGGCGCAUGGCGAGCUCCCAGAUGCUGCUGCAGUUCAGCACGUCCCACCAGGGUCGCUACCUCGAGCCCUUCAUGAUGCUGCUGCAAGCUGAGGAGGGUAAAUUCACGAUAACAAAAGCUUCCUUGCCGAUGUCUGUGAGACUGGCGAAGCUUGAAGAAAAAUUGUCGGAAAAAAACAACCUGCUGGAAUUCAUUGAAUACGUCCAGGCCUGCGUGGAUGCUUACACGUUCAGGAAGUUCGAUUUAGACAUGUUCAAGGAACUGGCCAGCAAGAGGUUUGUGACGAACCUGCGCCCCACGCUCAACCUGCACUUCGUGUACCUGACGAUGUCGCUGCGGGACGGGUCUGGCCGCAGGGUCCCGCUGAGCGUCGUUCUCAAGUACGACCAGCACUCGUGCAUCCCCUCCGAGAUGAAGGUCGUUGCAGUUGCGGAGGGCGACGAGGAGUUUGCCAGAGGGUCGGAAACCACCCUGAGCUACUUCCUGAAGGUGCCGCUGUGCGACGCGUUUGCGCUGGGCGUGAAGGACGAGGCGGGAGGGACGCAGGCGGACCGGAGCAGAAGCGCGGACGGCAGUCGGGCCAAGACGGCGUGCCGUGUGCUCAGGUUCUCCCCCUCCGAGUCGCGCAGCACGGACAGCUCGUCCGAGGAGGAGGAGGAGGAGGAGGAGGUUAGCCCGAGAGCGAGGCGAUCCUCACGCUUCAGGCCCCCUCCGAGGCCCCGGGCGUCCCGAGCCCGCCCCCGCGCACCGAGACGGUGAACUGCACCCGUGCAGAGACUACCUUUGGUUCCCAGUGCGUACCUUCAUGUGAUCUCUUGCGUUGGACUGAACCCUACUGCAAGAGGAAAACUUUAUUACACGUUACAACUUCCUGUCCAGGGCUUAAUUGUGGACCAGAUGUGUGGGAUGAUGCACCAUGGUGUCAGGCAUGUCAGUCAGCCUUUCAGUAACGAAGACUGGAAGAUAAAUUUGCUCCUUCACAUGAGACAGGAGGCCACUGGGUGUUAGAAUGAUUCAAGAUGGUAAAAUAAUUAAAUAAUUAACAAACUAAUAAAAUAAUACAUAUAAAUUAAAUAAUAAAAAUAAUUAAAACAAAGGGGGUAAAAAAAGCUUUUUCUAUUGUCCUUCGUGCAGCGUGAACAUCGCCAGAUGAAGGUGCAAGAGUGCUUUGAGGUCUUGUACGAAAUUGUCUUAUAGGCCAGAAAAUACUGUAAAAAAGGAACACAAGCAAGCAUGGAAUAAAACAUGGCAGAAGGCAAGUAUCAGAUUAACUUUUAUCUGCCAGUUGGUUCUUGAUUGGCUCGUGAGUGGGGCAGGAUGCCUUGUUCUGCGAGUGUUUCAAGCACCCCGCUGCAGUAGCGCUGGCCUGUAGACACUAUCGGGUCUGAAAUGUGUACAAAAUGCUUCCGUUUCGGUUGCCACAGUCAUCAGUGAUUGGCACUUAGAUUGAAAUGUUCUUUUAAACACUUGUACUAGCAUAUUUAUUUUCAAUCUCUGUGCUGUAUGGUAAUUCCCAUUUGUGUUAAUUGCUCUUGUUCAGCGUUCUUUUGUUAGAUAUGCUUACUCUUCGUCUAAAUCAAAAAAGGAAUUCCAUACUCAAUAAACUUUUAUGAAUUUUACAUGAAAUAUCAUUCUAUCCUUCCCAUGAUGAAAUGCUCCUAACUUUUGAAUAGUUUUUAACAUGAAUAAUAGUACUUUUAAUUGCCAAAUGUAUUCUUCAGUUGUACAUUAUACAAUUAUGUUUAGGGUACAAUUUUUUAGUGGACCGAUCAUUUAGAGAAAGUUUCCUAUGUGGUCUGAAGUCUAACAGCUACCUAAUUUGUAGCAAAAUGGGCCUUUUAAUGAAAUGAGUGUUUUUUUUUUUGGUUUGAUGGAGUUUACAAUGGCAAAUACUGAAGCAUUAAAUUUGGCUAAUUAUUUCACAU
Molecule: messenger RNA, 2270 nt
Organism: Bacillus rossius redtenbacheri
Lineage: Eukaryota; Metazoa; Arthropoda; Insecta; Phasmatodea; Bacillidae
Exons: 6
Coding region: 133-1104 (323 amino acids)
Cellular component (GO): kinetochore; Mis6-Sim4 complex
Source: RefSeq, a predicted model, not a curated record